AUGUUUAGAGAAGGGGUGACUUGUGCCCUGAGACGAGUGACUGUGAGUGAGUGAAACAGAACUGCGCGUUUGUCUGCGUGGUGAAAUGAGAGCAGAGGGAGAGUGCCUUGUUCUAAUCCAAUCGUUGCAGCUGGCUCAACCGAUACCCCGCCCGUUUCUUUACAGACAGAAGAGCUAGCCAAUAGUUGUUUGGAGCACACAGCCCUUCACACUGUUUGAGUGAAAGAGAGACGUGUGCUGGCACCUGAAAAUAACUUUUUUUUUCCGAUCACGGAUAAUUCCAAAAAAUACAUAUGUCAUAAUCAUAUUCGGAAAAUUCUCCAUAUCCGUUACGAUACUCGUUUUUUUGUCCGAGUACUCAGAGACACUCUUCUCUCUCUCUCUCUCACACACACACACACACACACACAUACACCGACUGUUUCUCACACUGACACAGCGUAGUUAAUUAGCCGUUGUGAGUGUGAAUGACGGUCCCACCGCUGCCCAUUACUCACCGAUCACUUGUCUAUAAUGGUAGGAGAUCCCCCUCUCUCUCCCUCCAUUCCUCCCUCCAUCUUCAGCACUUUGGCGCUUACAUUACCUUUAUAAAUUAUUCAGGGUCUGAUUGGAGCCACUAGGUCCCCUGCUGCCUGCCUGCCUGUCUAGCUGCCUGCAUGCCUGAUCUGCCUGCCUAGCUGCCUGCCUGCCUGGUCUGCCUGCCUAGCUGCCUGCCUGCCUGCCUGGUCUGCCUGCCUAGCUGCCUGCCUGCCUGGUCUGCCUGUCUAGCUGCCUGCCUGCCUGGUCUGCCUGCCUAGCUGCCUGCCUGCCUGGUCUGCCUGUCUAGCUGCCUGCCUGCCUGGUCUGCCUGCCUGCCUGGUCUGCCUGCCUAGCUGCCUGCCUGCCUGGUCUGCCUGUCUAGCUGCCUGCCUGUCUAGCUGCCUGCCUGCCUGGUCUGCCUGCCUGCCUGGUCUGCCUGUCUAGCUGCCUGCCUGCCUGGUCUGCCUGCCUAGCUGUCACUAUGGGAUUUUUCUAUUAGCCCGUGGCAGACGGACGCCUGGCCAGGCCUUGUUUAUUAACAGGCUCUGGCUCUCUAUUAGGCUGCCUUCCACUAUACCUACCUGAUGGAUGUGUGAUUUACACACUAACGCUUUGUUUUCUUACACCCCCCCCCCCCGUCCGUCCGUCCAUCUUCCUCCCCCUCAGUGUUUUCUAGGAAUCAGAGGUGCUCUCUGGGUGGUUUUCUAGGCUAGAUAAAUUCUGUGGUAAAUUACUCUGUCCAAACUGACAACAUGUUCCAUUGUAUAUUUUCACUGUAGCAGUGAGGUCAUUCUGCUUUAGCUGGCUAGCUACUUGUCAGUGUCAGUCUGUAUUGUAUGUUGGAGUGUAUUGACUGCAUGUAUCUUCUCAUCGUCUUUCCUGUGUCAUCUCUGAAUGGACAGAUAGGUGAAGCUGUUUUUAUACGCAAAACCAAGUCUGGUCGAUGUAGAAUUGAUUAGACGAUCUUUAGUAGACUAUCUUUCUUAUCGUGUGUAGACUAACACCAUUCUAUAAUUCCCCCCUGUAGCUCUGAGGUGACUGUUGCCUAUUUCUGCAGGUAGUACUGAUGGUUCAUACUACCGGUGUGCUCUCUAACUCUUCCUCUCUCCUCUCUGUGUCUAGGCUCACGAGCGCUCUGAGAGUGUGGAGGUCACAUUUGUGACCCAGCUGGUGAGGAAGCUGAUGAUCGUCAUCGCUCGGCCAGCACGCCUGCUGGAAUGUCUGGUAAGAGGAACGAGAGGGGGUAGACGGGGAAUUAUCGGAGGUGUUUCCCAACAAUGUUUCCUUCAAAUGAAUGAACAUCUCACACGUAAGUGCUUACCGGAGGGAGAUAGAUGAUGAAUGUCUAUAUCACGGUUUUCAAGAUGACACAAAAAAUAAAUGUUAUUUGUUUCAUAAAUUGGUUCCUAUUUUCAAGCCAGUCCUUUUCUUCCUAUUGUUAAUAAGCCACCUAGCCAUUUACUCUUCAUCGUGUGGUUACUCAAGCAUGGCUCUGUAUUUAUUGUCAUCUGUCCUCAGAGGCAGGUGCACUGCACGUGCAACAGCCUACAACACAGAAGUUUAUGUAUCACCCAUAGGAGCUCCCUCCCAUCCAUCCAGCAUCCCAGCUCAGUUUCUCAAGCAGCCCAAGCAUGCUGCUGCUCUCUGCCCAGCUAGGGAGAGGGGAGUGGGGGAAGAGACAGUGCUUCAUCACCCCCUCCUCCUCCUCCUCCUCCAUGGCUAAGCAGCUGGAACCAUCCCUCCACCUCAGCACUCUUUUCUGGAGCUGGGAGGGAGGAAGGGAAUCAGAGAGAGGGGGGUGGAGAGAGGGAGAGGCUGCCCCUGUGCUCACGUCAGUAUUUUUGACUAAUCACAUGCAGCCGAUGCUAUGACAACACGCAAGAUGGGUUUUUACAAAUGGACGCACACAGCUUGGAAAGAGGUGUUGGUGGGGGUACACUGGGAAAGAAAAAGUCCAGUGUCUGUGUUCUUUUGCCAAUCUUAAUCUUUUAUUUUUAUUGGCCAGUCUGAGAUAUGGCUUUUUCUUUGCAACUCUGCCUAGAAGGUCAGCAUCCCGGAGUCGCCUCUUCACUGUUGACGUUUAGACUGGUGUUUUGUGGGUACUAUUUAAUGAAGCUGCCAGUUGAGGACCUGUGAGGCGUCUGUUUCUCAAAGUAACCUAAUUUAUUUGUGCACCAGGGCCUCCCACUCCUCUUUCUAUUUUGGUUAGAGCCAGUUUGCGCUGGUCUGUGAAGGGAGUAGUAGUAUGAGAUCUUCAAUUUAUUGGCAAUUUCUCGCAUGGAAUAGCCUUCAUUUCUCAGAACAAGAAUAGAGAACGAGUUUCAGAAGAAAGUUAUUUGUUUCUGGCCAUUUUGAUCCUGUAAUCGAACAGACAAUUACUGAUGCUCCAGAUACUCAACUAGUCUCAAGAAGGCCAGUUUUAUUCCUUCUUUAAUCAGCACAACAGUUUUCAGCUGUGCUAACAUAAUUGCAAAAGGGUUUUCUAAUGAUCAAUUAGCCUUUUAAAAUGAUAAACAUGGAUUAGCAAACACAACGUGCCAUUGGAACACAGGACUGAUGGUUGCUGAUAAGAGUUCCCAGUCUGUAAAAUAAAAAAUACAAAUAAAUUAAGGAUGCACUCUGGAUAAGAGCGGCUGCUAAAUGACUAAAAUGUAAAAAUGUAAAUAAUGGGCCUAUGUAGAUAUUCCAAAAAAAUCAGCCGUUUCCAGCUACAAUAGCCAUUUACAAUGUCUACACUGUAUUUCUGAUCAAUUCUUUCGAAAACACAUUUCUAAGUGACCCCAAACUUUUGAACGGUAGUGUAUAUUUUUAAUUUUCUCAGUAAAGCUUUGAGAUAACUCUGUAAUGAAAAGUGCUAUACAAAUUACAUGUAUUAUUAUUAUGAUUAUUAUUAGAAAGAGAGGGUCUGUCUUUGUCAGAGGACAAGGAAAUAAAGGGGUGUUCACAUACAGUACAGUACAGUGCUGUUGUGGAUUAUUUUGCAGUACAUUCUCAUUACCUCCUCUCGAUUAUGCUCUCAGGAAUGAUUGUGCUGUUGUUGAGCCAGUGAGCCACAACAAACAAACACACACACACAUUCCAACUUUGGCUGAUUAUAACACAAUCUUCUCUAACCCCCCUCUCCUUUCCCUCCCUCUCUCCUCCCCCUCCGUCUCUCCCUGGUGUACAGGAGUUUGACCCGGAGGAGUUCUACCACCUGUUGGAGGCAGCAGAGGGCCAUGCCAAGGAGGGCCAGGGCAUCAAGUCAGACAUCCCACGCUACAUCAUCAGCCAGCUGGGUCUCACCAGGGAUCCCCUGGAGGAGAUGGCCCAGCUGAGCAGCUACGACAGUGGGAACCCAGACACACCAGAGACAGACGACUCUGUGGAUAGUCGAGGGGCCACAGUGCCUGGAGUAGCUCCCCCUAAAACCAAGGCCCCACGGGAGGAGGACUUUGAGAACAUCAAGCUCAUCAGCAAUGGGGCUUAUGGGUAAGACAGUCAGCCAGACAGGCAGGCUUGUACCUUUAUAAGACAGUAGAUUGAGACUGAAGCGUCCCCAUGGGUUUGUUAACCCAUGACAAUGACGAUAAUGAUCAUAAUAGUUCUAACACUGUUGGCCACCAUUUGAUUAUUUCUCCUCUCUUCCCCUUCUCUCUCUCUAUCUCUCUCUCUCUCUCUCUCCCUCCCCCCCCCCGCGCUCUCUCUCUCUUCUUCCCUCCCCCUCCUCCUCUCUCCCACCCCAUUUCUCUCUGCAGUGCUGUGUACCUGGUGCGUCACAAGGAGACCCGUCAGCGUUUUGCCAUGAAGAAGAUCAACAAGCAGAACCUAAUCCUAAGGAACCAGAUCCAGCAGGCCUUUGUAGAGAGAGACAUCCUGACCUUUGCUGAGAACCCUUCGUGGUCUCCAUGUUCUGCUCCUUCGAGACACGCAGACACCUCUGUAUGGUCAUGGAGUAUGUGGAGGGUAAGAGCUGAUUAUACACACAUAAAGCUCAUUUGCACGCACACACACACACACACACACACACACCUCUGUAUGGUCAUGGAGUAUGAGGAAGGUAAUAGCUGAUCAUACACACAGUUGACAUGCAUCAGGGGUGGCCAACCCUCUCCCUGGAGAGCUACUAGUUAUGCAGGCUUUUGCUCCAAACACACCUGAUCCAGCUAAUCAAGGUCCUGAUGAGCAGCUAAUUAGUAGAAUCGUGAAGGGGGCCCCCUUCUUCCUUACAUACUGGGUACACACUGACACAGUUUCUUCCAUGUUUGUGAGCGGGGGUGUAGAUAUUACUGACUGUCGUUUCCUCUGCCUUCCCCAGGUGGUGACUGUGCCACCCUGCUGAAGAACAUUGGGGCUCUGCCCGUGGACAUGGCACGCAUGUACUUCGCUGAGACCGUACUGGCACUGGAGUACCUCCACAACUAUGGCAUCGUACACAGAGACCUCAAACCUGACAAGUAACACACACACACACACAAGAAGGCAGUAUCUGUCUUACAACUUCAUUUUGAUACUUCUCAUGGGCUUUAAUAAUUCACCCGCUAUAAGCGUUAUUCACCAUCUCAUAAUGCUUCCAUCUCUCUCUCUCUCGUUCUCUCUCCUUGCCUACCUCCUUCCUGCAGUCUUCUGAUCACUUCGAUGGGCCACAUCAAGCUGACAGACUUUGGCCUGUCUAAGAUCGGUCUGAUGAGCCUCACCACCAACCUGUAUGAAGGACACAUAGAGAAGGAUACCAGGGAGUUCCUGGAUAAACAGGUACAGAGAGAGACUCAUCUGGCGACCAACACAUAACACCCUAGCUCUGUCACUGGUCACUCACUCUUCCCUUAUGUAUAACAAAGUGUAUGACGAUGUGUACAUGUAUGAGACCGACUAAGGGAAUGCAACAUUGUACUGUUAGUGACUGUUAGGGUGUAUGUGUGCUGUUUUCAGUUCUCUCCCUGCCUAUACUUGACCCUUCCCCUCUGUGUGUGUAUUACCAGGUGUGUGGUACACCAGAGUACAUAGCCCCAGAGGUGAUCCUGAGACAGGGCUAUGGGAAGCCAGUAGACUGGUGGGCCAUGGGGGUCAUCCUGUAUGAGUUCCUGGUGGGCUGUGCUCCCUUCUUUGGAGACACGCCAGAGGAGCUCUUUGGACAGGUCAUCAGUGGUGAGUACCAGAGAUAACAGAAGUCCAUUAACACAGGAGUCUGCAUUUUUAACAGAGAAAAAAGGAAAUAAAAAAUAGAAAAGUGAUUGCUGUGUUUUCUAAAUGUAUGUGGAAAAAUGCAUCUCACUACAGUUUCUGCUCUCUGUCUCUGUAGAUGAGAUCAUAUGGCCAGAGGAGGAGGAGGCUCUUCCUAACGAUGCCCAGGACCUCAUCUGUAAACUCCUCAGACAGAACCCUCUGGAGAGGCUGGGCACAGGCAGUGCAUUUGAGGUGAAGCAACACCGGUUCUUCUAUGACCUGGACUGGAACAGUCUGCUGAGACAGAAGGCAGAGUUCAUCCCUCAGCUGGAGUCAGAGGAAGACACCAGCUACUUUGACAGUAAGUCACACCUAUUCUACAUGAUAUACAGUGCAUUCAGAAAGUAUUCACACCCCUUCCCUUUUUCCAGAUUUUCCGCACUGUAGAUGUACCUAUAGUAACACCCUGAACCUACUCUGCUAUUCCUUUACUCACACUCCAUAGUCAUUUACAUAAUAGAAUACCGUUUAAAUAGUCGCUGUACUUCAACAUAGAGCUUACCCUUCAUAACUGCUUUACACACGCUUAUUCUAUCUCCCAGUCUCCCUGUACUGUGUCAUGAAAAGGAGUUUGUCAUGUAACUUAGUGUCGUUUUCCUCUUUCUCUCUCUCUCUAGCCCGUUCAGACAGGUACCACCACAUGGACUCUGAAGAUGAGGACGACACUAACGAUGACGAUCACGUAGAGAUGCGCCAGUUCUCCUCCUGCUCGCCCCGCUUCAGCAAGGUAAACCGCACACGCACGUACAAAUACACACACCCACCACCGCCGCUGCAAAUGGAAUCACUCCAUGUACUCCAUGUAAUCACAACUGUGUAGGUGUACAGCAGUAUGGAGCGUCUGUCCCUCCAUGAGGAGAAGCGGACCCCCCCGCCCACCAAGCGGAGCCUUAGUGAGGAAGGAGGAGAGCGCAUCGACAGCCUCAGUGGGCUCAAGUCCAGAGACCGCUCCUGGCUGGUGGGGUCACCUGAGAUGUGAGUAUAGGGGGCUCUUCCGAGGCCAGCAAACCAAAGCCUAAUUUACUAUAGUGUAUUCUAAUUAUUUAUGUUUUCCACUAUAGGAGCUGUCUGUGUCUUGCAUCACCAACAACAGAACUGUAGCCUUAUAGAUUCUAAAUCCCAAGCAUUUCACUUAGUUAGGGUAGUUGACACAACCUUUUGACAAACACAAUAUUCUGUAUGUUCUGUAUGUGUAACGUCCCUCUCCUGUGUCUCCCUCCCACAGCCUGCGUAAGCGUCUGUCCGUCUCGGAGUCGUCCCACACUGAGAGUGACUCCAGCCCUCCUCUGACGGUGCGUAGACGCUGCUGCUCCGCCAUCAUCGAGAUGCCGCGCUUUGCCAUCUCUUCGGAGGAGGAAGGAGGGGUGGCCCUGAGUCAUAAGAGCCCCAGCCUGCUCAGCCAGACCCUCGGGGGAUUCAGGGGCCCCCGCAGUGAGGAGCUGCCCCUCUCCAUCCCAGAGCUCCCCGUAGAGAGAGAGCUGAAACUGGUCCAGUCCCCCACCACACCUGGGUCCACCACCAGCCAGCUCAGCAGAGCCACACUCACACGUCAGUACUGGCUAAACAAUAUACUCGCUCUAUAGAUGGGUGUCUGCUUUGAUUCCAUUCACAUGACAGUGUCUUACUAUACAUAUACAGUACCAGUCAAAAGUUUGGACACACCUACUCAUUCAAGGGUUUUUCUUUAUUUUUACAAUUUUUUACAUUGUAGAAUAAUAGUGAAGACAUCAAAACUAUGAAAUAAUACAGCUGAAGUCGGAAGUUUACAUACACUUAGGUUGGAGUCAUUAAAACUCGUUUUUCACCCACUCCACAAAUUUCUUGUUAACAAACUAUAGUUUUGGCAAGUCGGUUAGGACAUCUACUUUGUGCAUGACACAAGUAAGUUUUCCAACAAUUGUUUACAGACAGAUUAUUUCACUUAUAAUUCACUGUAUCACAAUUCCAGUCGGUCAGAAGUUUACAUACACUAAGUUGACUGUGCCUUUAAACAGCUUGGAAAAUUCCAGAAAAUGAUGUCAUGGCUUUAGAAGCUUCUGAUAGGCUAAUUGACAUCAUUUGAGUCAAUUGGAGGUGUACCUAUGGAUGUAUUUCAAGGCCUACCUUCAAACUCAGUGCCUCUUUGCUUGACAUCAUGGGAAAAUCAAAAGAAAUCAGCCAAGACCACAGAAAACAUUUUGUAGACCUCCACAAGUCUUGUUCAUCCUUGGGAGCAAUUUCCAAAUGCCUGAAGGUACCACGUUCAUCUGUACAAACAAUAGUACGCAAGUAUAAACACCAUGGGACCACUCAGCCGUCAUACCGCUCAGGAAGGAGACGCCUUUAGUCUCCUAGAGAUUAACGUACUUAGGUGCGAAAAGUGCAAAUCAAUCCCAGAACAACAGCAAAGGACCUUGUGAAGAUGCUGGAGGAAACAGGUACAAAAGUAUCUAUAUCACAGUAAAACGAGUCCUAUAUCGACAUAACCUGAAAGGCCGCUCUGCAAGGAAGAAGCCACUGGUCCAAAACCGCCAUAAAAAAGCCAGACUACGGUUUGCAACUGCACAUGGGGAAAAAUAUCGUACUUUUUGGAGAAAUGUCCUCUGGUCUGAUGAAACAAAAAUAGAACUGUUUGGCCUUGAUGACCAUUGUUAUGUUUGGAGGAAAAAGUGGGCAGCUUGCAAGCCGAAAAACACCAUCCCAACCGUAAAGCACGGGGGUGGCAGCAUCAUACUGUGGGGGUGCUUUGCUGCAGGAGGGACUGGUGCACUUCACAAAAUAGAUGACAUCAUGAGGAAGGAAAAUUAUGUAGAUAUAUUGAAGCAACAUCUCAUGACAUCAGUCAGGAAUUUAAAGCUUGGUCGCAAAUGGGUCUUCGAAAUGAACAAUGACUCCAAGCAUACUUCCAAAGUUGUGGCAAAAUGGCUUAAGGACAAUAAAGUCAAGGUAUUGGAGUGGCCAUCACAAAGCCCUGACCUCAAUCCUAUAGAACAUUUGUGGGCAGAACUGAAAAAGAGUGUGCGCGCAAUGAGGCCUACAAACCUGACUCAGUUACACCAGCUCUGUCAGGAGGAAUGGGCCAAAAUUCACCCAAUUUAUUGUGGGAAGCUUGUGGAAGGCUACCCGAAACGUUUGACCCAAGUUAAACAAUUUAAAGGCAAUGCUACCAAAUACUAAUUGAGUGUAUGUAAACUUCUGACCCACUGGGAAUGUGAUGAAAGAAAUAAAAGCUGAAAGAAAUAAUUCUCUCUACUAUUAUUCUGACAUUUCACAUUCUUAAAAUAAAGUGGUGAUCCUAACUGACCUAAGACAUGGACUUUUUACAGGAUUACAUUUCAGGAAUUGUGAAAAACUGAGUUUAAAUGUAUUUGGCUAAGUUGUAUGUAAACUUCCGACUUCAACUGUACAUAUGGAAUUGUCCUGUUGAAAAACAAAUGAUAGUCCCACUAAGCCCAAACCAGAUGGGAUGGCAUAUCGCUGCAGAAUGCUGUGGUAGCCAUGCUGGUUAAAUAAAACACAGACAGUGUCACCAGCAAAGCACCCCCACACCAUAACACCUCCUCCUCCAUGCUUUACGGUGGUAACUACACAUGCAGAGAUCAUCCGUUCACCCACACAGCGUUUCACAAAGACACGGCGGUUUGAACCAAAAAUCUCCAAUUUGGACUCCAGACCAAAGGACAAAUUUCCACCGGUCUAAUGUCCAUCGCUCGUGUUUCUUGCCCCAAGCAGGUCUCUUCUUCUUAUUGGUGUCCUUUAGUAGUGGUUUCUUUGCAGCAAUUCGACCAUGAAGGCCUGAUUCACACAGUCCUCUCUGAACAGUUGAUGUUGAGAUGUGUCUGUUACUUGAACUCUGUGAAGCAUUUAUUUGGGCUGAAAUUUCUGAGGCUGGCAACUCUAAUGAACUUAUCCUCUGCAGCAGAGCUAACUCUAGGUCUUCUAUAUGUGUUAUUUCAUAGUUUUGAUGUCUUCACUAUUAUUCUACGAUGUAAACAAUUGUAAUUUUUUUUUUAAAAAUACUCUUGAAUGAGUAGGUGUGUCCAAACUUUUGACUGGUAGUGGGGUCUGAAAUGAUUGACACCCUUAAUAAAGAUGAGCAAAAAUUUCUAUAUAAAAUAAAUAAUUCAAAAACUGAGCUAUAUUGUAUGCCCCAGAAAAUAUAUACUAAUACAAUAUCUCCGAAAAAAAUAUUUUGUUUAACAAGUAAUACAAAUACAUUCUCAAUAAGGUAGUGGUUAAUAUUAUUGACACCCUUGUUUUCAAUAACUUUUAAUGCCUCACCUUAAGAGGAUAACGGCACUGAUCCUUUUCUAAAAUGUUUUAUGAGUUGGAGAACACAUUGUGAGGGAUCUUAGAACAUUCCUCCAUCCUUUAUCUGCGCUUAUGGCUGCCCUCUUCAAUUCAAGCCACAGGUUUUCAAUGGUUGUAAGUCUGGAUACUUUUGUGGCCAAUUAACCAUUUAUUUGUGGAUUUUGAUAUGGAUUUUGUUGUGUUCUUUUCUGCUCAUACAUUCUCAUUUCGACGCCAAACCCACCACUGGUGUAUGUGGCCAAAGAUAUCUAUGUCAUCUGACCAAAGCACCGGUUCCAAUCUAAGUGCCAAUGCCGUUUAGCAAACACCAGGCGUUUACAUUUGUUGGAUGACAUGAAGAUAGAGCUCUUUGGCCACUCACACCAGGGGUGGGUUUGGCAUUGAAAUGAGAAUGCAUGGACAUGAACGAACCCCAUACCUACUGUAAAAUAUGGUGGUGGAUCUUUGAUGUUAUGGGGCUAUUAUGCUUUCACUGGUCCUGGGGCCCUUGUUAAGGUCAACGGAAUCAUGAAAUUUACCCAGUACCAGGACAGUUUUGCCAAAAAUCUGGUUGCCUCUGCCAGGAGGCUGAAACUUGAUCGCAAGUGGAUCUUCCAGUAAGACAAUAACCCCUAGCACACAUCUAAAUCCACAAAUAAAUGGUUAAUUGGCCACAAAAUCUAUUUUGCAAUGGGCAUCUCAGUCUCUGGACUUGAAACUCAUUGAAAACCUGUGGUUUGAAUUUAAGAGGGCAGUCCAGAAGCGCAGACAAAGGAUAUCAAGGAUCAGGAAGGAUUCUGUAUGGAAGAAUAGUCUAAGAUCCCUCCCAAUGUGUUCUGUAACAUUUUAGAAAAAGGCUCAUUGCCUUUAUUCUCGCAAGGUGAGGUAUUGAAAACAGGGGUGUCAAUUUCUACCCCUACCCUUUUGAUUUAAAAAAGUAUAACUUGUUAAACAAAAUAUCUUUCUCUGAGCAAUUGUAUUAGUAUAAAAUAUUAUAAUUUCCCAAUUGUUUUAGCUUAGCUCAGUAUUAUUAUCAUUUUUUUGUAUACAGUAAUUUUUGCUCAUUUUGUCAAGGGUGUCAAUCAUUUCGAACCCCACUGUAUAUACAGUACAUGUACGCUCCCCUCCAUACGUAUUCGGACAGCGAAGCUACAUUUUUAUAUUAGGCUCCCAUAUUCCUUGCACGCAUUAACUACAUCAAGCUUGUGACUCUACAAAGUUGUUGGGGCAUUUGCAUCCUCCCCAUAAAAAAAGUAUUAAAUUAAGGCACAAAGAUCAUACACCUCCAAAAAAUAUGUUUAGUUGUAUACUCUGAACGGCAUCUCACUUAUCAUUAUUCAUGAUUCAUUCAUGAUUUUUCAGGAUUAUCAGGAUUAAUUUAGAAGUGUUCAGAAACAUCUUAUCUACUCACUUAAGCCCUAUUCACAGAGGUUAUGUAAUUAUUACCUGAGCAUGUCUGUUUUUCCAGAGGAUGAUUCGGAUGGGAUUAGUUUUACCAAACUGCCCCCUCUAAUUUUGUUUUCCUUCUCAUUCAAAAUGUGAUGAUGGAAGCCUGGAGGCUGUUCUAGGCUUGAAGAUAUUUCAACUUGUCUAGGGAUAGCCUAAUAUUGGCUUUCAGUUUGGGGACAGUUUGGAGACAGUCAAAAUAAUAUCAAUAAGAACCCUUAAUUAAUUUAUUAAUUUAUUAACUGACAUAUUUUUUCAAUUGAUGAAUUCAUUGGCACAAUAUCAUCCGCUUAAUCUUUUAAAAGUGAAAUAGGCACUGGGAAAGUUGGUAUAUGACAAAACAGAUCAUUCAUCUGUAGGCUAUGUGAAUAGCACUUUGUUUUAAGCAUGAAGUUGUUCCCAUGUUCUUACCCAAACUGCGAGCAGCAUCUGUUAAACACUGUAAUACCAGUGUAAUACCAGUAUUACCAGGUAAUACCACCUCAAGCUGAACCUCGGCAAGACAGAGCUGCUCUUCCUCCCGGGGAAGGACUGCCCGCUCCAUGAUCUCGCCAUCACGGUUGACAACUCUGUUGUGUCCUCCUCCCAGAGUGCAAAGAACCUUGGCGUGACCCUGGACAACACCCUGUCGUUCUCCGCUAACAUCAAAGCGGUGACCCGGUCCUGUAGGUUCAUGCUCUACAACAUUCGCAGAGUACGACCCUACCUUACACAGGAAGCGGCACAGGUCCUAAUCCAGGCACUUGUCAUCUCCCGUCUGGAUUACUGCAACUCGCCGUUGGCUGGGCUCCCUGCCUGUGCCAUUAAACCCCUACAACUCAUCCAGAAUGCUGCAGCCCGUCUGGUGUUCAACCUUCCCAAGUUCUCUCACGUCACCCCGCUCCUCCGCACACUCCACUGGCUUCCAGUUGAAGCUCGCAUCUGCUACAAGACCAUGGUGCUUGCCUACGGAGCUGUGAGGGGAAUGGCACCCAAACGAGGGCAUUGCGUUCUUCCACCUCUGGCCUGCUGGUCCCCCUACCUCUGCAGAAGCACAGUUCCCGCUCAGCCCAGUCAAAACUGUUCGCUGCUCUGGCACCCCAAUGGUGGAACAAGCUCCCUCACGACGCCAGGACAGCGGAGUCACUGACCACCUUCCGGAGACACUUGAAACCUUACCUCUUUAAGGAAUACCUGGGAUAGUAUAAAAGUAAUCCUUCUACCCCCCACCCCACCCCCACAAAAAAAAAAAAUAUAUAUAUAUAUAUAUAUAUAUAUAUAUAUAUAUAUAUAUAUAUAUAUAUAUAUAUAUAUAUAUAUAAAACAAAUGAAAAUUAAAAAUAUACUCUAGAAACAAAAAAAUAUAUAUAUUUCUUUAAAAAAAAGAAUAUUGUAAAGUGGUUGUCCCACUGGCUAUCAUAAGGUGAAUGCACCAUUUUGUAAGUCGCUCUGGAUAAGAGCGUCUGCUAAAUGACUAAAAUGUAAAUGUAAUACCCCUCAAAACACAGGGAUGUCGAUUCGCAAGGGAUAAGUAUUAUCAGAGGGCCUUGGAGUUUGCCAAAAAACUGUAGGUUCUUCUGGCUGGAAUUGUUACUCUCCCGUCAUGUGAAGGUUACUGACAUGGCAGAUUCUCAUGGGACUAAAAUUACAGAUGUGGUGUUUUGUGCUCAUGCACAUAAUUACUUUACCCGACCUCCCCCAGUAAAACUAAUUCCGUCCAAAUAGAGCUUUAGAAAUAAAAUUAUUCCAGCCAUCAUUCAAUUACUAUUGGGCAAAAUACACUGAGUGUACAAAACAUUAGGAACAUUUCCAUGACCAGGUGAAUCCAGGUGAAAGAUGUGAUCCCUUAUUGAUGUCACUUGUUAAAUCCACUUCAAUCGGUGUAGAUGAAGGGGAGGAGACAUGUUAAAGAAGGAUUUUUAAGCAUUGAGACAUGGAUUGUGUAUGUGUGCAAUUCAGAGGGUGAAUGGGAAAGACAAAAGAUUUAAGUGCCUUUGAACGGGGUAUGGUAGUAGGUGCCAGGCGCACCGGUUUGAGUGUGUCAAGAACUGCAACGCUACUGGAUUCUUCCCGCUCAACAGUUUCCCAUGUGUAUUGUUAGCAGUUGAUGUUAUUCUUCAAUAACACAGACCCCAAAGCAAAUCAGGGGGGGGGGGGGGGGAUAUAUUUAUUCAAAGAGAACAAAUCAUAGUUGUUAUGCUGGAAAGUAGAUGGUAGAUGUUCAUUCUUCCCUGUUCUCAAUGUUUCUCCACUGAACAAAGAGACAGGAUGCAGUUCAUAGCCUCAAGCCUAGCAUGUGGCUGACCAAUUAAAAUUCCUCGCAAUAAAAUUGGGCUACUGGCCAUUUGGACCAAUGAAGACUUGCCCCAUGUAGCUAUGAGUUCCUGGUUGGAACCCCUACAAAGAUUCUAAACAGAUGUUGAACUGAAAAACAAUUAUUUCCAUUGAUCGUUAAUUCCCUCUUGACCUCUUGACCACUAGUCCCCUUGACCACUAGUCCUCUGCGUUGUGUGUAUUUAUCUUCGAAUAUUCUUACAGUAUCAAGAAUUGUCCAUCACCCAAAGGACAUCCAGCCAACUUGACACAACCGUGGGAAGCAUUGUAGUCAACAUGGGCCAGCAUCCCUGUGGAACGCUUUCAACACCUUGUAGAGUCCAUGCACGACGAAUAGAGGCUGUUCUGAAGGCAAAAGGGGGUGCAACUCAAUAUUAGGAAGGUGCGUCUAAUGUUUUGUACACUCAGUGUAACUCAAAACAAACUGCACAUCCAAUGAGUUGCAAGGAAUAAUGGACCAAAUACUAGUUAUAAUAUAUGCUAUUUAGCAGACGCUUUUAUCCAAAGCAACUUACAGUCAUGUGUGCAUACAUUUUACAUAUGGGUGGUCCCGGGAAUCGAACCCACAUUCCGGGCAUUGCAAGCGCCAUGCUCUACCAACUGAGCCAUACAGGAUCACAAAUGAAAGGAAGCAUUCUGAACUGUCACCUCAUAAAACAUUUGAUCUGAAAUCCAAAAUGCUGGAGUAUAGAGCCACAUUUUCGCUUCACUGUCCAAAUACAUAUGGAGGGGAGUGUAUAUACACUGCAAUAGCAUUACAUAUAGAACCCUUUUAAUUAUAGGUGCACUUCUAUUUUUUGUUUGCAAUUUACCUGGUACUAUAUUUUCUCUAUAUUUACCUCUCUAUUCCUCUCCUCCCUCUCUCCCUUUCUCUCUCUCUCUCUGCCUCUCUCUCUCCCUCUCCAUAGUGGGUAGUUCAGGAGAUGUGUGGGAGCGUGGUACAGGGUCAGGAGCAGACAGCUCUACCUCUGCCCCUAAGGCCAUCAGUGACCUGGCAGUUAGGAGGGCCCGCCACAGACUGUUGUCUGGAGACACGGACAAACACACCCAGUCCAGACCCCUCAACAAGGUCAUCAAGUCUGCCUCCACCACUACCCUCUCACUCAUGAUCCCUGCAGGUACACAUGGGGGUGUGUGUGGGGAGGGAUAAUUAGUGUGUGUGUGUGUGUGUGUGUGUGUGUGUGUGUGUGUGUGUGUGUGUGUGUGUGUGUGUGUGUGUGUGUGUGUGUGUGUGUUAUGGGCAUGUCUCUGGGUACGUUUUUCAGUGUGAGUGUGUCUGUUUGCAUUUCUUUCUGUUUUGGGGUUGGAUCUUGGCCUUAGUAUUCAGUACUUGAGGUAAAACUGAUAGUAAUAUAAUACAGGUGUGUAUGUAUAUACUCUAUUUGCUACUGGUCUGAUCUCCCUAUCAAAUCUCCUCUCCCCUCUCACUAGACCACCAUGGAGCCUCCCCAUUGGCUAGCCCCAUGUCACCCCACUCCCUCUCCUCCAAUCCCUCGUCCAGAGACUCCUCCCCCAGUAGAGACCUGUUCCCGGCCGUAGCCAACAUCAAGCCCGCCAUCAUCAUCCACCGGGCGGGCAAGAAGUACGGCUUCACCCUCCGUGCCAUCAGGGUAUACAUGGGAGACACAGAUAUCUACACCGUACAUCACAUAGUCUGGGUGAGUAGGAGGCCCAAACUACACUGGCUGCUUUACACUUAUUCCAUUAAACUAAAAGAGAUUUAACACUGCUGGUAAUCCGGUUCUUCAUUCGAUUCAAGGACAGUGUUACCAGUGAGUUGCCAGUGAUAUGAUUUGGUGUAUAAUUUCAAUCUCUCUCCCUCUCUCUCUCUGUCUCUCUCAGCAUGUGGAAGAGGGUGGUCCUGCCCAUGAUGCGGGGCUGAGAGAAGGAGAUCUCAUCACUCAUGUGAACGGGGAGGCUGUCCACGGCCUGGUCCACACUGAGGUGGUGGAGCUCAUCCUCAAGGUACACACUUACAUAUACACGCACGCACGCGCACACACACACACACACACACACACACACACACACACACACACACAUACACUAGCUCCUGUCUUAUACGUGUUGUGUCUUACCCUCAGAGCGGUGGUAAGGUGUCCAUCUCAGCCACACCCUUUGAGAACACCUCCAUCAAGGUAGGCCCCGCCCGCAAGACCGGCUCCAAAUCCAAGAUGGCGCGUCGCAUCAAAAAGACCAAGACCAAAGAUGGAGGCCAGGAAAGGUUGGUCUCUUAUCUGACACACUUACCAUGCACCGUUCUUCUCAGCAGUCAUGCUACAUGGAAUAUAAAUUAUGCUAAAUGGAUUAUUUGUUUGUGUCUUUUUAACUAUUGUUCAACUGUGUGCGUGUGUGUGUGUGCGUGUGUUUCCAUUAGCAGCAGUAAGAAGAGGAACUCUCUGUUCAGGAAGAUCACUAAGCAGGCGUCUCUGCUCCACACCAGCCGUAGUCUAUCCUCUCUCAACCGCUCUCUGUCCUCUGGAGAGAGUGGACCAGUGUCCCCCACACACAACCUGUCCCCCAGGUCACCUACACCGGGCUAUCGCUCCACGCCUGACUCUGCACACUCUGGUAAGACACACAGGGCCUGAAUACAUCCUACAAACACAAACCUCGCACAAGGUCUUGAAAUAGGUCAUAAAAGGUGGUGAUUAUGUGUGCAGAACAUUUUAGGAAUGUUAGUAAAUGCGUAAAGUUCUAACUGUGUGUUUGUGUGUGUGUUGUGUUUUCUCAGUAGGGGGGAACUCGUCUCAGAGCAGCUCUCCCACCUCCAGUGUGCCUAACUCCCCAGCCAGCUCCGGUCACAUCCGGCCCAGCUCCCUCCAUGGCCUGGCCCCCAAGCUCCAGCGCCAGUACCGCUCCCCUCGCCGCAAGUCAGCCGGCAACAUCCCCCUAUCCCCCCUGGCCCGCACCCCCUCCCCCACCCCGCAGGGCACCUCCCCCCAACGUUCUCCCCCCCCCCUGCCCAGCCAUGCCGUGGGCUCCUCCUCUAUGGGUCAGUCCUUCCCCGUCAAGCUCCACUCCUCCCCCCCUCUGGUCAGGCAUAUCUCCAGGCCCAAGAGCACCGAACCCCCCCGCUCCCCACUCCUCAAACGAGUACAAUCCACCGAGAAGCUAGCCUCCUCCCUCUCCUCCACCUCCUCCCCCUCUGCGUCGGGGGCCGGAGGUGACAAGAAGCUGCCUGUAACGGUGACAGGACGUAAACACAGCCUGGACAUCUCCCACCAGGAGUUUAAGAAGGAGAUGCUUCAGAGAGACUCCAGUCUGCAGAGCCUGCAGGUGUCAGCUGUGGAGAGAGAGAGUCUGCUGCUGGGGGUCGGGCUGGGGCCCGGGGUGGGGGGUCGUGGGGGCCCUGUGGAGAAGGGCAGCCUACAGAAACACUCCUCCUCCAGCAGGAAGCUGGGGCUGGCCCCCGGGAAGAGCAAGCUGAAGGACAAGCUGUCAGCCAUUAGACAGGACCGGGCUGAGAGGAGGGAGUCACUGCAGAAGCAGGAUGCUAUCCACGAGGUGGACUCUUCAGAGGACGAGACAGACGAGGGGUCAGAGGACAGCCAGGACGGGAGGGGCAGGAACACCUGUACUUUCACCCCCCCGCUGCUCCGCCCCACCUCCGUCAUGGCCACCGCCCCCCGCACGGGACCCGGGGGCACCCUCCCCUCCCUGUGUCUGUCCCCCACCUCCACCCUGCUGCCCAGCAGAGCCACCAAACCCUCCACACUCCCCGAACACAAGCCCAUUCAGAGUGCUCCUUCGCUGGGAGGGAAAGACAGCGGCUCAGCCUCCUCGGAUGACUGUGGGAGGAGAGAGGGGAAGGCUCCAGACCCCAGCUCCAAAUUCACCCAGAGCCCUCUGUCCAGCACUUUCGCCACCCCCGGCAGUGCUUUCAUCUCCAUCACUAAGGACACAUUCCUGAAGCCUGCUGCUCCAUCUUCACAUCAGGAAUGGAGGAGCCCCAAGCUACCUGAGACCAGAGGGAAGAGCAGUAGCCCUGGGUUAUGGAGUGAGGAGAGAGACUCUGGCCUGGAGGCCCCCAGAUCCAGCCCCACUGGGUCCAUAGACGGCAGGUACAUAGCCCACACACCCAUCUCCUCCCCAGGCAUCACCAAGGAGAAAAAGGAGGCAGACAACCGGAGACAGGCUGCUGCUGCCGCCGCGGCCUACGCCACCCCAGCCUAUGCCACCCCCAGCCCCCCAGCCCCAGUGUCAGGGUCAGAGAGUGGGGUGGACAAGGUGGUGUCCCAGCUAGCCACCGUGGCUAAGAGCUUCCUGGGGCCCGUCAAACUCACCAUCCCUGGGGCCAAGGAGGCCUUUGAGAGGGCCAAGGACCAGAACCAGAGACCCUCCGACCCCCCUCACCCCAAGGCCACACCCGAACCCCCCUCCCCCUCCCCCUUUAGACACCCUGCCCCUCAGCCACCUCCCCGCCUGUCCUCCCAGUCUCCUAACCGUCAGCCCUCCUCCAAAACUGAGCCAGCCCCCCCUCCACAGAGGAGGGCCUCCCCUCCUAAAGACUGUACCCCGGGGCCCCAGGACCACCCGGAAAGGCCGUUGGUGGUGUUACGAGGCAGUGGGGAGACUGCAGCCAUUACAGCUGUUACUGCACCAAGGCAGGGGCCCACCACCACACCCAUACCCACCCAGAUCCCUACUGCAGCCCCGGAGCAGCGCAAGAGGCCAGACCCCCCGGCCCCACAGAGACCCAGCCCUGCCUCCGCAGCCUCCACCCCACAGGACAAAACCAGCAGCAAGAAGACGUAG
Molecule: messenger RNA, 18510 nt
Organism: Coregonus sp. 'balchen'
Lineage: Eukaryota; Metazoa; Chordata; Actinopteri; Salmoniformes; Salmonidae
Source: the annotation of a GenBank genome assembly